Messenger RNA from Scylla paramamosain (green mud crab), 3876 nucleotides. RefSeq lists its product as uncharacterized. The record is from RefSeq and is a predicted model, not a curated record. The transcript is spliced from 6 exons. NCBI's taxonomy places the organism in Eukaryota, Metazoa, Arthropoda, Malacostraca, Decapoda, Portunidae. The coding region runs from base 565 to 3354 and encodes 929 amino acids.
AUGGUGACAAUAAUCAACAAAUCAUCAUAUCAAACAUCCGCUCGUGAGAGAAAGAGAGUCUCAUUUCUGAGUUUCCUGCUUCGAACAGGGACUCGAGACUCGUGGGUUAGGGGCGCAAGAGGCCGCGACGUAGUACCGGGAGGACGUGACCGGAGGAAGCAUGGGCGUCCUCCUCUCCCACAGGUGUUGGUUCCGAGGACCUUCCACAGAACGUGCCGGGACUCGAGACUCGUGGGUUAGGGGCGCAAGAGGCCGCGACGUAGUACCGGGAGGACGUGACCGGAGGAAGCAUGGGCAUCCUUCUCUCCCACAGGUGUUGGUUCCGAGGACCUUCCACAGAACGUGCCGGCGCCAGUGAUGUGAGUGGCUCACAACAUAGUCGGGUGGUGGUGUCUGCCUCAUGAGUGCAAGAGGAACGCAAACCUCUCAGAAAAGAACAGCUGAGGUGAUUGUGUAUUAAUCUGAAGACACAAGCAAGGCUUCCUCUGUCUUUGCCUCUCGUAAGUGUCAGUACCAAGAGAACUGUUGGCUUAACCAGGAAGCUUGCUGGUGCUUGAAUCCAAGAUGAGCUCAUCUGAGUCACAAAAUAAUAACCUUCUCAGCAUGUGCAGUGACAGGCUGUGGGAUGUAGGAUGGGAUCAAGACGAGUCAUACUUUGACUGUCAAUACACUUUGACUCAUCUAUAUGUUAUGCUGGAUAACAGGACUAUUCCUGAUGAAUUUGUCAGCUUCUUCAUAGCAUCUUCUAUCAAAACUAUCCCCAUGGAAUUCUACAACCAAUUACAGGCUAAGGAAAUUACCAAAAUGUUGACUGGCAAAGUCACAUCAUUAGCUUCCAGUUAUUGUGCUCACCUGCAAGCCUCCCACAACCAGAGGAUGCAUGCACUCAACGGAAACCCUGACUUCCCAAGCCACAUGGCAGAUAUUGACAAACGACCAUCAGAAGUCAAGCAGUUUCUUGAGGGUAUCAGUUCAUUGACACCAGUCAGGCCAAUCAAUGGGGAGGGACUACUGGGGUUCCUGCAGGGGCCUAGAAGUCUCCGUGAUGGCUUUCAUUUGAUCUCCUCCUCCAUCUUGCGUGAUGGUAAGAUCCAGCCAAACACUGACAUCCCAGUACCUGCCACCACCCUUUAUCCACGUCAACUCAGACCCACCUGCCCAGGACCUGUGGUCAACUCGGCCUCUGCUUUGCCUGUCUCAGGCAUGCGUCUCUCUCCUGUUCAGGGACGACCAAUGAAGUUCACUUCACUGGGUCAGGCCAUCAAAGAACAACAACACUUGUUGGAAUUAGAAGACUCACCAGAACCAGAUGCAGUCUCAUUAGAAGGCUAUUUGCACAGUGACCUUGAACUUCUAAUGAGAUACGAAACUUUUGGUGGCAUGAACUUGUGCUUGGAGACUUGGCUUCUCAAACUAGCAGCACUGGAUUCAAUCAUGGCACAUGCUGUGCAGCCCCAUUCAUUGCCAGCAACCAUCUUCUCUGCCUUUGACACAAGGACCAGACCUACAGUGGACCAGGCUAAGGUGUCCAUCAAUGACAGCCCAGUGUUCAGUGAGGAUGUUGGGGGUCUUGCCACUCCAAUGUUCCCUUACCAUGGAGGUGAAGGCACCUUGUCUUUUCACUUAUCUACUAGAACAGUUCCUUCUGGUGACUUCAUCUUCUUACCUCCAAGGAUCAUAACCGGUGACCAGAAUCGCACUUUGCGGCUUGUUGCUCUCUUUGUGUUGAUGGUGACAGAGUGGCCUUUUGGUAUAUUCACCAUCCACCAGGCCACCACUGAUGAUGUGGGAGGCAACCAAGGGAACCAGGUAUUUGUUCCUAGUGCUGCCACAUUCCGGAUACCGGGGUUGCGGUCUGUGAACAUCAUCCUUCCUCGAGACACUUUCGGUGAUAUAUCCACUGAUCAAAAUUCUUUCAACCAGGCUGCAGCCGUCUGUCCUCAGUUUGGGUCAGCAGCCACUGGUGCUGGUGCUACUGUUCAUCCAGCUCAUGACCCCAUAAACAUUUGCUGGGAUCCCAGUGUACAGCCAAUAGAGUAUAGCCUAACGCAGUUCCUAUGUAGUUGGGCACUAGAUUUCAGCUUAUAUGACAUCAUAGAAAUGGUUGGUAUCCUUAAGCAAUGCAGUGUUACUGAUGCUGACAUGGCCUCUGCCCUUGAAAUCCUUAGGAUGUACACAACCUUCUUCCCAUCUCUGAUUGAAUCUGACGAUGCUAGCGAGACAGAUUUUGCCCCUGAUAGUGUUGGUGGGAUGCGAGUUAAUGUCUUGAAUUGCACUGUAUUACCAACUGCAUCUUACAGUAACUCUGUGCCACAAGUAGUAGGAGGUUGGCCACAAGCAUCAAGCCCAGAUACAAUUGUGAUGGGCUACGAUGUCAAUAUAAUUGCCUUCAGUCGUGUGAUGCUUGGGUUGAUGGUGAGCCCCACCCUGUGUGUAUCCUCACCCUGCUGCUUUGGGAAAGCCACCACAAUAGCAGAACAGAUUCUUGGUGCUAUGCAAGCUGCUGUUUGCCCACAGGUGUGCUAUGCUCUAUUUGGCAUAACUUCUGAAGGGCUAACCAAUGCAUCAAAAUACAGAGGUCUAAAUUCUUCUCAACACCUUGUGCAGAAGUUAUUUGCUUCUUCUGAGCCAUCCCAGAUGGGUGCAUUCUGGGAGUUCCUGGAGAGGAAGCUCACUGGAUAUGGUCAUGUUGGGAUUGUCUUCAACAACACCAGUAUCAGCCCAUAUUCCAGGCAAUACUGUCGAGGGAGGUUCUCAGCUGUAGACCGUGAUACCAUUGCUGUGAAUGGUACUGUGCCUGCCAUCAUGGUCACUGCUUGGCUGGCACUAUUUUCAAAUGAACUGCCAAAGAGUGAGGCACCUUUCACUUCAUUUCAUAACCACAACAUAAUUGCUGGCUACAAUACUGACCAGGACCCCACCUUGCAUCCUCUCACCCUGGAUGUCAAUGGCGUUAAAUCGACGGCUGGCUACACCACUGCAACUGAUCAACUCUCCUUCUACUCUGAGAACCAGCUGCCCACUGAUAAUCUGAACUCGCUAUAUAACAUCAAGCUGGCCCAGACUGAACCAGCCCAUCGCCAUUAUGUGAGAUACUGUGGCAGGACCAUUGAUGGAGUUGUCUUUCCAGCAGCCAACAUGUUCAUCAAGCAGCGUGCACUCCCCCUGCUUCCAGGAGCAGUCCGACCAGGACAAGAGGCAGACGCUCUAGUAGGCUCCAUCCCUCGCAUGACUACUGAAGGUGCCAGAGUUGUGAUCUGUCAUGACCUGUUGGGGGUGGGUAGGACACUACUUUUAGCAGAAAAUAGAAGAGGUACUGUGCAACGGGCAUCCCUCAGAUAUCAAAAAUAUUAGCUACUUUCAACACCAGGAUCACUGGAGAGAUUCUACCGAGGUGCUCCCAAUCACCGAAGUUUGUACCUGUAGUGCUGCAGUGACGGUGAGUCUGCUUGCUGUGAAGAGGCCUCAUUGCUGAAGUCGAAGAAAUUCCUCAAAAGCUUCUGCCACAUCUCCCUCUAGCUCCUCCACUGCUGGAGACCAUCUGGUUGAAGAAGAGGAAGACCAGGAUUAUACAAGCAAAAAAAAUCUGAAUUAGGGAUAAUCUGAAUUAGGAAUAAGACACAUUACAACACUAAACUAAAAAAAUGUUUGCCUGUAAGAAAUGAUAGAUGGGUUCACAUUUAAAUACAGUGGUGACCCAAGACAAAGUAAAGUAAUCCAGGUCUAGCUUUCUUAAAGAAUCUAUUGAAAUAGUUGCAUUUAGAAAAGAUUUGUUCCAGAUUUACAGGCAACACCAAAGUUGCCAAUCAAUAUGACCUACAAGAAAAGAGCAUGGAAAUAUCUUUGCAUUUUCUUAAUAAAAUGUUUGUUCAUGAG